CCAACUGGUCUCUGUAAUAACUAUUUAAAUCAGUCUGUCCUGACUCAGAUCAACAGUCUCCAGUCUACCAACUGGUCUCUGUAACUUCAUCUUUGUCUCUGUAGUGUAAAGUCUUCAGGUGAUGAUGGGGGUAUUGAAUCAUCUCUCUACUCUCCUCCUUCUCUCUCUCCUUCCUCCUGCUCUCUCUCAUGUAGUGGAGAAGUUCAGUGAUGUUCCAGAGUGCACAGAGUUCUUCCUGGGGGGAACAACUCCAAAUCUCCCAGGUAUUUUGGAUGGUGGGACAGUCCGGGACCAGAACCGCUACAAGCCGAUCUGUCAGUUGUUCAACAACAUCUACAGGUUUGCAACUCUCUACGACACGACCAACAGGAUCCCUGUGUUCUCAGCCUAAACCUUCUCUGGUCCUCCUACAAACUGCAGACCAAAAAAUCAACGCUGGAUGAUAGAGCCCCAGCUCAACGGGGUGAACAACCCUGAAAUGCAAAAGGACAGUAAAGAGAUUGAAUACCAACACCAGGCUGGGAACUACGACUAUAAGAACUCGAUACCAAAUAAAGGGGUGAACAGAGGUCACCUCUUCCCAUGUUCACAUGCUCAUGACUUGGAAACUCAGAAGUCCACCUUUACCCUGACCAACAUCGUUCCCCAGGUGGUGUCCUUCAACGGGGGAAGCUGGAAUGAUAUGGAGGAAAAUGUCAGAGAAAAGCUGAUGACGGACUGUUUUAGUAACAACAGGAAGAUAAAGGCCUAUGUGGUGACUGGAGCAGUUCCCAGUAAGAGCAACACACUGAACAACAGAGUGAACAUCCCAGAUAUCCUGUGGACAGCCUACUGCUGUUACAACAACAACCUGAGACAGUGGAUGGCUGAAGCACACUGGGGGGAGAACAAAAAGGAGGACAAGGGGAAAAAAAUGCCCUCAUAUACCUUGGCAGAGCUGUAUGACAAGUUGAACCCGAACCCAAACCCGAACCCAAACUUCUCAGGUGGUGGUGUCCAGGUGUUCCCAAAGCAGUGUCCAACUGGUGUCAACCCUACCCCUACCCCUACCCCUAACCCUACCAUUACCCCUACCAAUACCCCUACCAUUACCCCUACCCCUAACCCUACCAUUACCCCUACCCCUACCAUUACCCCUACCCCUAACCCUACCAUUACCCCUACCCCUAACCCUACCAUUACCCCUACCCCCAACCCUACCAUUACCCCUACCCCUACCAUUACCAUUACCCCUACCCCUAACCCUACCAUUACCCCUAAUCCUAACCCUAACCCUAACCCUACCACUACCCAAAAUGCUACUCCACCCCCUAACCCCUGUAGGAAGUAUCUUGAAAUCAGUGAGGAAUGAGGAUCUUUACAAAUCAUUAAUAAAUAGUUCUGGAUGGAUCUUUGGAUGAUCUGGGUCCAGAUGCUCUCACCAUAUCAACAAACUGUCAACUACACUCUGGUAAUAAUGGCAAUAAUGGUUAUGAGGGUAAUAAUGGUUAUGAGGGUAAUAAUGGUAAUAAUGGUUAUAAUGGUUAUGAGGGUACUAAUGGUAAUAAUGGUAAUACUGGUAAUAAUGGUUAUAAGGGUUAUAACCCAGUUGGAAGAAUUUCUUCUGGAGUGAGGAAUCUUUACAAUUCCAUGAGAAAUAGUUCUGGAAGGUUCUUUGGAUGAUCUGGGUACAGAUGCUCUCACCAUAUCAACAAACUAUCAUUACUGUUAGACUAAUGAUUAUCAGGGUUAUAAUGGUAAUGAGGGUUGUAAUGGUAAUGAGGGUUGUAAUGGUAGUGAGGGUUGUAAUGGUAAUGAGAGUUGUAAUGGUAGUGAGGGUUGUAAUGGUAGUGAGGGUUGUAAUGGUAAUGAGGGUUAUAAUGGUAAUGAGGGUUAUAAUGGUAGUGAGGGUUGUAAUGGUAAUGAGGGUUAUAAUGGUAAUGAGGGUUAUAAUGGUAGUGAGGGUUGUAAUGGUAAUGAGGGUUAUAAUGGUAAUGAGAGUUGUAAUGGUAAUGAGGGUUGUAAUGGUAAUGAGAGUCGUAAUGGUAGUGAGGGUUGUUAUGGUAAUGAGGGUUGUAAUGGUAGUGAGGGUUG
This is a messenger RNA of Salvelinus fontinalis (brook trout), 2073 nucleotides long. Its product is annotated as circumsporozoite protein-like. Bases 440 to 1351 code for a protein of 303 amino acids. Gene Ontology annotation, molecular function: hydrolase activity; metal ion binding; nucleic acid binding. The record is from RefSeq and is a predicted model, not a curated record. NCBI's taxonomy places the organism in Eukaryota, Metazoa, Chordata, Actinopteri, Salmoniformes, Salmonidae. The transcript is spliced from 2 exons.